AUGGCGUCCUCAGAAGUAGACACCAAGUUUCUCGGACAAUUCGCAAAGAACAUCCAACUGGACCACCCACUCCUUGCUCAAAAUCUCUUUCAAAUCCUCGGCAAUCUGACCAUGCUCUCAAAAAUGGUUGUCAAAGCUCGCAAACUCCGCCGUCUGGAUACAACGCGUGAUACCAAAUCAGUCGAACUGUAUACUCGCAUUGUGUGGUAUGCGAAAGAAGGACUCAGGAUUCUGGAGCAAUACAUUUUGCCUGUAGUAGCAGGUUUUAGUGAGCUGAAGGUCUUGGUUUAUAAGCUGAGAGCAAGCUAUUAUCAUCUUUACGUUCUCUUUCAUAACACUCCGGCGAUUACUCUCCGAACGGCAAAGAUCUCUACUCCACCUGGCUUGACCUCUCCGCGACACAGAGACAAAGGUAAAGGCAUCGAUAGAAACUCGCCAUCUGAUCCAUUUCGCCCAUCCAGCGUCCAACCCACGCAUCCCCUCGAAGGCGGUCCUGUCGGCGGACCCCCAGGCCUCAUCCUCCCCCCUACCGACAUCACAGGCAGUUUCCUCAUCCCAAGCAUCGACUACCGGCCCUUCGCCUCACAAUGUUUCGAAGACGCCUCCUUACUCGCCGACCGUCAACUCUGGGGCUCCCACCCCCUUCGUCUAUCCGUCAAAGUCGAAUACGCAGCUUUCAUAUACGAUUGUCUCGAUCAAGCGAAUCGAUCGCGAGAGUUGGCCAGGAGAACCAUCAACGAGGUGUAUAAUACAGAUGAGGGUAUGGACGAUGAUAUGUUUGAGGAUGCGGCGGAGCUAGUGAGUAUUCUGGGGAAGAUGAUGAAGAGGGGUUUGCAUUUGGGGAGUGCGAGUGCGGAGACGAGUACGGCGGGUGCGAGUUCGGAGGGGAAAUCAAAGACUAGGAGUGCGGAGAAGGAGAGCACGCCGAGGUUGAUGGGGGAUGAAUUGCCGCCUAUGCAUAAUCCGAUAUAA
Molecule: messenger RNA, 972 nt
Organism: Sclerotinia borealis F-4128
Lineage: Eukaryota; Fungi; Ascomycota; Leotiomycetes; Helotiales; Sclerotiniaceae
Source: the annotation of a GenBank genome assembly